GUCCCGGACGCGCCCCGCCCCCGGCCGCUUGUCGCCAGGGGCCGCUCGCGGGUCCGGUCUCCUAGGCAACCAGGCGCUCCGCCCCUCCGCCCCUUUAACCUUUAGGGUCCGCUGGGCCGAGUCCUGCGCUCGCUCCCUUCUCCCCUCAGUUUCCACUCUUCGCCGGGGCUGUCCCGGCCGGAAGCGAAGAUGGCGGCGGCGGCGGGUGCGGCGUCAGCCGAGCUGGUGAUCGGCUGGUGCAUCUUCGGCCUCCUGCUCCUGGCUAUUUUGGCAUUCUGCUGGGUUUAUGUUCGUAAAUAUCAAAGUCAGCGGGAAAGUGAAGUUGUCUCCACCAUAACAGCGAUCUUUUCUCUGGCGAUUGCUCUCAUCACAUCAGCACUUCUACCAGUGGAUAUAUUUUUGGUUUCCUACAUGAAAAACCAAAAUGGUACAUUUAAGGACUGGGCCAACGCUAAUGUCAGCAGACGGAUCGAGGACACCGUAUUGUAUGGUUACUACACCUUAUAUUCUGUUAUAUUAUUCUGUGUGUUCUUCUGGAUCCCUUUUGUCUACUUCUACUAUGAAGAAAAGGAUGAUGAUGAUACUGGUAAAUGCACUCAAAUUAAAACGGCAUUCAAGUAUACUUUUGGAUUUGCUGUGAUUUGUGCACUACUUCUUUUAGUUGGUGCUUUUGUUCCAUUGAAUCUUCCCGAUAACAAAAAUUCUACAGAGUGGGAAAAGGUGAAGUUCCUGUUUGAAGAACUUGGAAGUAGUCAUGGUUUAGCUGCCUUGUCAUUUUCCAUUAGUUCUCUGACCCUGAUUGGAAUGUUGGCAGCUAUAAUCUACACAGCCUAUGGCAUGUCGGCCUUGCCUCUAAAUCUGAUCAAAGGCACUAGAAGCGCCGCUUACGAACGUCUAGAAAACACUGAAGACAUUGAGGAAGUGGAGCAGCACAUCCAAACGAUUAAAUCGAAGAGCAAAGAUGGUCGACCUUUGCCAGCAAGGGAUAAACGCGCCUUAAAACAACUUGAAGAAAGGUUACGAACACUUAGGAAAAGAGAGAGGCACUUAGAAUUCAUUGAAAAUAGCUGGUGGACUAAAUUCUGUGGUGCCCUGCGUCCCCUGAAGAUCAUUUGGGGAAUAUUUUUCAUCUUAGUUGCAUUGCUGUUUAUAAUUUCUCUCUUCCUGUCCAAUUUGGAUAAAGCUCUUCAUUCAGCUGGAAUAGAUUCUGGUUUCAUAAUUUUUGGAGCUAACCUGAGUAAUCCACUGAAUAUGCUUUUGCCUUUACUACAAACAGUGUUUCCUCUUGAUUAUAUUCUUAUAACAACUAUUAUUAUGUACUUUAUUUUUACUUCAAUGGCGGGGAUUCGAAAUAUUGGCAUAUGGUUCUUUUGGAUUAGAUUGUAUAAAAUCAGAAGGGGGAGAACCAGGCCCCAGGCGCUCUUAUUUCUCUGCAUGAUACUUCUGCUUAUUGUGCUUCACACUAGCUACAUGAUUUACAGCCUCGCCCCCCAGUAUGUUAUGUACGGAAGCCAAAACUACCUGAUAGAGAGCAAUAUAACUUAUGAUGCCCAUAAAGGCAAUUCAACCCUUUCUGUGCCAAAGAGAUGUGAUGCAGAUGCCCCUGAAGAUCAGUGUACUGUCACCCGGACCUACCUGUUCCUUCACAAGUUCUGGUUCUUUAGUGCCGCCUACUACUUUGGUAACUGGGCCUUUCUUGGGGUGUUCGUGAUUGGGUUGAUUGUCUCCUGCUGUAAAGGGAAGAAGUCGGUCAUUGAGGGGGUAGAUGAGGCUGACUCAGACCUGAGUGAUGAGGAACCCUCUGUCUGACGGCUUCUGUUGCACAGGUUUACUAAGCUGACUCUGCAUCUCUUGUGCAUUUGUAAAGUGUCAAGCUAACAUUAGGAUGUGAACUGACUAGCUUUCAUCAAAAAUGGGAGCAUGGCUAUUAAAAAAAAAAACUAUAUUUUUUAUGUUUUCUGAAGUAACAUUAUUGUAUCAUAGAUUGACAUUUUAAAUUGCUAUAAUAAUACUAUGUAAAUAUAAAAGUACCAGCCUUGUGAGGGAAUGUUUGUGGAAAUUUUUUUUUCCUCUAGUGUAUGAUAGUGUUGAAUUGAUUAAAAAUCUUCCAGAAUUAAUAUUCCCUUUGGUCACUUUUUUAAAACAUAAUAAAUCACUUGUAUCUGUGCCUUUGGGUCUCUAGA
Molecule: messenger RNA, 2183 nt
Organism: Globicephala melas (long-finned pilot whale)
Lineage: Eukaryota; Metazoa; Chordata; Mammalia; Artiodactyla; Delphinidae
Gene: LMBRD1
Product: LMBR1 domain containing 1
Biological process (GO): protein localization to lysosome
Cellular component (GO): lysosomal membrane
Source: RefSeq, a predicted model, not a curated record